GUGACUGGAUGAAAGGGCGGAUAUCAGAGGAGAGACAUCUACUGGCAAGGCCCUAAGAUAACUUUGCAGAGCUGUGUUCGAAGGUCCUCGCCAUGGAGCUGGCUCACAGUCUGCUGCUCAAUGAAGAAGCCUUGGCCCAGAUAACUGAAGCAAAGAGGCCUGUCUUCAUCUUCGAAUGGCUACGCUUCUUGGAUAAAGUGCUCGUGACUGCAAAUAAGGUGGAUGUGAAGGAGAAACAGAAGAAGCUGGUGGAACAGCUGGCUGGACUGAUCAGCAGUGCCCCUGGACCACCAACAAGAAAACUGCUGGCCAAAAACCUUGCAACCCUCUACAGCAUCGGGGACACCUUCACUGUUUUCCAGACUUUGGAUAAAUGCAAUGAGAUCAUCAAAAGCAAGGAUGACACGCCUGCGUACUUGCCAACAAAACUUGCUGCUGUCGCAUGUGUUGGAGCUUUUUAUGAGAAGAUGGGCAGGAUGCUGGGAAGCUCCUUCCCAGACACCAUUAAUAAUCUUUUUAAGGCAUUAAAGAGUGCUGAGUCUCAAGGCAGAGGAGAGAUCCUGCUCAGUCUGCAGAAGGUGCUCCGUGGAUUGGGGGGAGCUGCAGCCUCAUGUCACAGAGACAUCUACAAGAAUGCCCGCUCUCUUCUCACAGACAGGUCCAUGGCCGUACGCUGUGCUAUAGCAAAGUGCCUGCUGGAGCUGCAGAAUGAGGCAGUAUUCAUGUGGACCACAGAACUGGAGAACGUGGCCACUUUGUGUUUCAAGGCCUUGGAAGGAUCUAACUAUGGUGUUCGUGUGGCCGUGGCCAAACUGCUGGGGACAGUCAUGGCCACGGCCCUGAUGCCCAAACAAGCAAGCGUGAUGCGUCAGAACGUGAAGCGGGCCACCCUGGAGGAGGUGCUGGAGCUGAUGGCCACAGGCUUUCUGCGCGGGGGCUCCGGCUUCCUGAAGAGCGGAGGGGAGAUGUUGAAGGGGGGAGGCUCUGUCAGCAGGGAGGUGCGAGUGGGCGUCACAGAGGCUUAUGUCGUGUUUGUGACUACACUCGGUGGUCAAUGGCUGGAGCGCAACUUUGCGACAUUCCUGUCCCAUGUUUUGGACCUAGUGUCUCACCCACGGGCCACGCAGACGCAUGUUGAGGCUGUGUACUCGCGCCGCUGUGUUUCCUUCAUGCUACGCGCCACCCUCGGGGGCUUACUCGGAGAGAAAGCACAAAUUGCAGCCGGCAAAGAAAUCUGCCAAGCCAUCAGCAAACAGAUGAGGGCUGUGGGUAAGGAGGAUGGGGGGGAAAUAUCACGGUUCAGAGCAUUACAGAAGGCAGUUGUGAAUGACAUCAGUGGAGAGAACAAGGGAGGGACAGCCGAUGUCUCUGCCAGUCAGCAUGUCAUGGUGUGUGCCCUAAAAGAGCUGGGCAGUCUGGUUCAGAGCUUGAGCGCUACAGCCUCUCCACUCAUUCAGGAGCCUUCUAUAGGACUCCUUGAAACUGUAACUUCAGUGCUGCUUCACCCCAGCAUGGCGGCGCGUUUGGCCGCUGCAUGGUGUUUGCGCUGUGUUGCCGUGGCGCUGCCCUAUCAAUUGACCCCGCUGCUGGACCGCUGUGCGGAGAGAAUCAACAACCUGAAGAGUUCACCUGAGGCUGUGAGCGGCUACAGCUUUGCGAUGGCUGCACUGCUGGGAGGCGUAAACCAGUGUCCACUGGGUAUCCCCCACUCCAAGGGCAAGUUGGUGGUGAGUAUAGCCGAAGACCUCCUGAGGACGGCUGCUCAGAAUAGUCGACUGUCCCUGCAGCGGACACAGGCAGGAUGGCUGCUGCUGGGUGCCCUCAUGACACUGGGUCCUUCCCUCGUGCGCUAUCACCUUCCCAAGAUGCUACUGCUGUGGCGGAACGUGUUUCCUCGCUCCCAGAAGGAGCUGGAGGCAGAAAAGGCCAGAGGAGACGCCUUCACCUGGCAGGUCACUCUGGAGGGCCGAGCUGGAGCACUGUGUGCCAUGCGUAGCUUUGUGGCCCACUGCCCCGAGCUGCUUACCGAAGAUGUGAUCCGCAGACUGAUGACACCCAUUGAAUGUGCCAUGACCAUGAUGUCUCACAUUCCUGCCAUCAUUAAGGUCCAUGGUGCUCACCUGAAAGCAAGUGCAGCGAUGGUGAGGCUGCGGUUGUAUGACAUCCUGGCUCUAUUGCCUCCCAAGACCUAUGAAGGCAGCUUCAACGCCCUCCUGAGGGAGCUGGUGGCAGAGUUCACUUUGACUGACAACUCGGCCAACACUACCACCUCGUUGCUGCGCUCUCUGUGCCACUAUGACGACAGUGUGCUCAUGGGCUCAUGGCUACAGGAGACUGACCACAAAUGCAUAGAGGAUCAGCUGCAGCCCAACAGCGCGUCUGGCAGCGGAGCUCUGGAGCACGACCCUUCCUCAAUCUACCUGCGUGUUCCUGUUGGUGAAGCCAUCCCAGGGCCUCUCCCUUUGGGUGUGUCUGUCAUUGACGCUUCAGUGGCUCUGUUCGGUGUGGUUUUUCCCCAUGUCUCCUCCAAACACAGGCUGCAGAUGCUGGACCACUUUGCAGAGUGCAUAAAGCAGGCAAAAGGAGUUCGACAGCAGGCAGUCCAGCUGAACAUCUUCACUGCAGUGCUGAGUGCCCUCAAGGGUCUGGCUGAGAACAAGAGUACUUUGGGCCCUGAGGAGGUGCGUAAGUCGGCUCUGGCCCUGGUAAUGGGAGCGCUGGACAAUCCCAACCCCAUCCUGCGCUGUGCUGCUGGAGAGGCUCUGGGCAGGAUGGCUCAGGUGGUUGGGGAGGCUACCUUCAUCGCCAGAAUGGCACAGACCAGCUUUGAUAAACUGAAGUCUGCCCGUGAUGUAGUAUCAAGGACGGGCCAUUCCCUGGCUCUUGGCUGUCUGCAUCGAUAUGUAGGAGGGAUUGGCUCAGGCCAGCACUUAAAAACCAGUGUCAGCAUCCUUUUGGCUCUGGCCCAGGACGGGUCCUCUCAUGAGGUCCAGACAUGGGCUCUGCAUUCUCUGGCUCUGAUUGUGGAUUCUAGUGGCCCCAUGUACAGAGGCUAUGUGGAGCCUACGCUGUCCCUGGUGCUCACCCUGCUCCUCACUGUGCCACCGUCUCACACAGAGGUGCACCAGUGUUUGGGCCGCUGCCUUGGAGCUCUCAUCACCACUGUGGGACCAGAAUUACAGGGCAAUGCGGCCACUAUCUCCACCAUCCGCUCGUCCUGCCUGGUUGGUUGUGCCAUAAUGCAGGACCACUCCGAUUCCCUUGUGCAGGCAGCUGCCAUCUCAUGUCUGCAGCAGCUGCACAUGUUCGCUCCACGCCAUGUCAACCUGUCCAGCCUGGUGCCCUGUCUCUGUGUGCACCUAUGCAGCUCUCACCUGCUGCUGCGCCGUGCUGCCGUGGCCUGCCUGAGACAGCUCGCUCAGAGAGAGGCUGCAGAGGUCUGCGAGUAUGCCAUGAGUCUGGCGAAGAGAGCAGGACACAACACUGCAGUCAAUCUGAACAUCACUGAAACUGGGCUGGAGGGGGUUUUGUUCGGCAUGCUGGAUCGGGAGACGGACAGGAAGCUGUGCUCUGAUAUCCAUGAUACACUGGGACACAUGCUGUCGUCUCUUGCUGUUGAAAAGCUUUCUCAUUGGCUGAAACUCUGCAAGGAUGUCCUGGCAGCAACUACAGAUGUAGGAGCACCUGUUGUAGUCGAGGUGGAAAGGGAUGAGGAAGACUCGGAGAAAAAAGACGAGAUGGACGAUGACAGCAUGUUCACAGGCCUGGGUGAAGAUGACAAGCCCAAGCCGUCUGUGGCGCCGCGCUGGGUGACUCGGGUAUUUGCCGCAGACUGCUUGUGCCGCAUCAUCCUGCUGUGUGAGAAUGACAAAGCACACUUUGACCUGGCAGCUGCCCGCUCUGCACAAGCCAAGAACCCCAAAGGAAAAAGCAAACACAAAGACAUUGGAGGAAGCAACAUUUCUACUUUCUUGCUGACGGGCAACCCAUCAUCAAAGAAUACAAAAAGAGAUCAGUUGGUGCUCCAUUUGUCUGACCUCAUCCGCAUGGCCUUCAUGGCGGCCACAGACCACAGUAACCAGCUGAGGAUGGCCGGUCUGCAGGCCCUGGAGGACAUCAUUAAAAAGUUUGCGUCUGUACCAGAGCCCGAGUUCCCAGGGCACGUUAUCCUGGAACAGUACCAGGCCAAUGUCGGAGCUGCCCUCAGACCUGCAUUUUCACCUGAUACACCGUCUGACAUAACGGCCAAGGCCUGCCAGGUGUGUAGUACGUGGAUUGGAAGUGGCGUCGUCAGUGACCUCAAUGACCUGCGGCGAGUCCACAACCUGCUUGUGUCGUCGCUGGACAAGGUGCAGGCUGGGAAAGGCUCAUCCAGUCAGCUGUACAGUGAGAGUGCCACCACGAUGGAGAAACUGGCUGUGCUGAAGGCGUGGGCAGAGGUGUAUGUGGUGGCAAUGAAGAUCAAGAAAGACGCAGAGUCUAAGCCUGCCAAACCAGUCCCAAGUGGAGACGACGAAGAGGAUGAGGAUGAUAUGGGCACCAAUGUGCUUCCACCCGACAGCCUCAUCACUUUGGUGCAGCCGGAGCUGCCCGCGCUGAGCCGCCUGUGGCUGGCCAUGCUGCGAGACUACGCUCUGCUCACUCUGCCGGCUGAGUUUUCCAGUCAGCUGCCCCCUGACGGUGGAGCGUUUUAUACUCCAGAGACUAUAGACACAGCAAGGAUCCACUAUCGCAGUUCGUGGGCCCCCGUCCUGCAUGCUGUGGCCCUGUGGCUGAGCAGCACCGGGUUCGGAACUGGGGAAGAGAAAGAAGAGGUCCCCUCAUCUCUCUCCAGGGCUCCUGCCAUCCCUCAAGCACCCUCCCCCACCACAAAGACCUUUGAGGAGUCGGUCAAAGACAGGAUGCAUCUCAUGUUGGGUGUCAGUAUAGAGUUUCUUUGCUUCCCCCGGCCCGAGGAGCCCAUGGAGAACGUGAUGUCCUGCCUGCACGCCCUAUUCACUCUGCUAGAAUCUCCAAGUGCUAAGAUCCAUAUCGCAGAGGACCAGCUGUUGGCAGUGGAGCUGCUGAACGUGCUCCACAGGCUGCUGCUGACCCGGGACCCUCCUGCUGUACAGCUGCAGGUCACUGCUGUGGUACAGGAGACCAUCAGGGCUGCACAGGACCAUCUGCAGCGACAGAAAGCCAGCAAGGGCAAAGAGGAAGUAGGCGAGAAAGACUCUCAGCCCAGCCUCGGGGAAGGAGGAGACACAGGGGAGCUCGUACCCGGCAAGUCUCUGGUGUUUGCAGCCAUGGAGCUGCUCGUGUUCGUCCUGGUGCGCCACUUGCCACAGCUUAAUGCGCGCGUGAAGGAGUCCCCCAGCCAUGUGCCACUCAGGCCUCAGCGACUACCUGAAGAAAGUGCACGCCUGGUGGCAAACACAGUCUCCAUCCUGGCGGAACUGCCCUCUCUAUGCUCUCCUGCCGGAAGCAUGACCAUCCUUCCCACCGUGCUCUUCCUAAUCACGGGGGUGCUGAGGGAAGCUGCAGUUAAGACUCCUGACAACUCCGUGCCUGUGACUGUGUCAGCCGCCCUGCAGGGCAUCAAGACCAUCAUCACCUCCCCACUGGCCCGGGUGGAGAGCAUGCAGACACAGUGGACCGGCCUUGUGAGGAGCAGCCUGGCGUCUGUACUCGAACACUCGCAGCCAGAUGAGUCCAGGCCUGACAUGGAUCAGGUCAGUAUGUUAACAGCAAUCACACUCUUCCUGCUGUCGGCCAGCAAUGAACUGGUCGGAGUAACCGUCCUGCAGAAAGGCUGCAUGGACCGCUUCCGAAAUGCCCUCAACUCUAGUGAUCCCUGGGUCCAGGCACGGUGUUACCAGCUGCUGUUGUCAGUGUUUCAGCACUCCAGCCGCGCGCUGUCGACUCCGUACAUCCACGCUCUGGCUCCAGUCAUGGUGGAGAAGCUGAAGGCAGUGGAGCGCAGUCGGCCAGGGACUGCUGCUGAGCUGCAGGCUGUGCAGGAGGGCAUCAGGGUCCUAGAGAAUCUAGUCGGCAUGGGUGAAGAGCAGAACCGGGUGCAGUUGCUGGCUCUGCUUGUACCAACUCUUAUCUCCUACCUUUUGGAUGAGAAUGCCAUCGCCUCUGCGCCCCAAGUCUCCAGAGCCCUGCAUGAUUUUGCCCUUCAGAACUUAAUGCGGAUUGGCCCCCUCUAUCCAGCGGCCUUCAAGAUAGUAAUUGGUGCAGCACCUGAGCUUAAAAUCCGUUUGGAAUCUGCCAUUCGGGCCAACCAGGCCAGCAACAGAGCCAAAGCUGCAGCCAAGCUAGCUCAGCCGACGGUGCAAGCUGCACCAACCAUCAAACUCAAGACGAGCUUCUUCUGAAGUCCCGAAAUGAACUGUAAACAGCCUAAAUUAAGAUUUUCUCUUUAUGUUUGUUUUGUCGUCUGUCAACCGAUUUCCACAUUCCGUCAUGUUUGUAUCCGCUACAGUUUCUUACGCGUAUUUAUUUAUUCGACAUGUCAUUGUUGAUUUUGAUGGGGGAGAACUCUUCUUGAAGUCAAGAAGGAAAUUAUGUAAAUAUCAUUAAAAGGCAUUUGAAUGUUCACUUAAAAUUACAAAAAAACUCACUUUAAGAUCCCUAGGACAUUUUGAGUGUGUGAAUGUAUCAUUUGUGGAUAUGAUGCACAUUCAUGAAGGGACACUAUUUACAUAUUUGUUCCUGAUCGUGUCCUUUUUGUCUGGUCAUCAUCCCUGUCUAUCCAGAAGUUAAUGCUAACUGUGCCAUUUUUCUCUGAUUUUGCAUCAUCAUAAUCAUGGCAGGUAUUUGUUCUUUUGAUUCCAAUCAUGCAUGUGUGCGACAUGGAGAUGGUUUAGUACAUGCCCUUGGCCUCUGCUGAUUGUUACUGAUUGAUGUUUUUGUUGUUCUUUUUUGUUUCUUUGUUUGAAGGGGUGUUUUUUUUAACUGUAUUUAUGUUGCAAACAUUUAUUUUGAUCAUCAUUUUGAGCACAGAAGGAGAUGUCAUUAGAGCUCAUUGACUAUUAAAUGCGUUAUGCUUUUACAAUUAUAUUUGAAUGGAAAAUGGAAUUUUAACAGUGUAUUGUUCUGCUGAUAAAUGAGCAGGUACUACAUGUAAACAGACUGUUGUAGUGCUUGUAAUCGAUUUGUGUAUCCAUGUCAGUCUAUUUGCUGAUAUAAUACAUGUAGAAUGGUCCGAUGUAACAGUCCACCUCCAUUUCUUGUGAAUGUGAAUAAAGUUGCUUUGACCUCUG
Pseudoliparis swirei is the source of this 7250-nucleotide messenger RNA. RefSeq names its product HEAT repeat containing 5B (gene heatr5b). Gene Ontology annotation, cellular component: endocytic vesicle; membrane; Golgi apparatus. Gene Ontology annotation, biological process: intracellular protein localization; retrograde transport, endosome to Golgi; endocytosis. The coding region runs from base 93 to 6362 and encodes 2089 amino acids. The transcript has 36 exons. The record is from RefSeq and is a predicted model, not a curated record. Lineage: Eukaryota; Metazoa; Chordata; Actinopteri; Perciformes; Liparidae.